Messenger RNA from Racocetra fulgida, 276 nucleotides. NCBI's taxonomy places the organism in Eukaryota, Fungi, Glomeromycota, Glomeromycetes, Diversisporales, Gigasporaceae. The record is from the annotation of a GenBank genome assembly.
AUGUACACAUUUUUUGAAAUGCAAAAUUAUUUUUUACUUGAACUUAACAAAAUAAAAUUACAUGUUGAUGACUUAAAUACUGAAAAAAUAACUAUCAAAAUGAAAAAAAAUAAUAAUUAUCAAAAAGCUAUAUUAGUAUUUGGUCAAAAAAAAGAAAAAAGAGCAUCAGAUGAUUUGUUAAAAAAAACAUAUCAAUUAUUAAAAUUAAAGAAGUCGUCAAAAUCUUAUCAGUAUGCAUCUAAAAAAAAAAAAAGAAUUAAUGACUUCAACUAUUGA